This is a messenger RNA of Archocentrus centrarchus (flier cichlid), 2058 nucleotides long. It is a transcript of the gene tmem42b, whose product is annotated as transmembrane protein 42b. The transcript is spliced from 3 exons. Lineage: Eukaryota; Metazoa; Chordata; Actinopteri; Cichliformes; Cichlidae. The record is from RefSeq and is a predicted model, not a curated record. Bases 146 to 616 code for a protein of 156 amino acids.
GGACGGCUGUCGAUGUAAAGUGCAGAGAAACGUGCUCAGUGAACAGUCAUACAACGAUGCACGCAGCUCAGCGCGGAUCAGCAGCAGACAUGUAAAGAGAUGGAUUAGAAAAUAAUGUGCCUCGCCUGUCAUCAUCAUCACCAUCAUGUUUCCGGGAGUUUUCUAUGCACUGCUGGCGGGUUUCCUCGGAGCUGUGGCGUCGUCCUCGGCCAAACUGUCCCUUGGAGCCGACUACCUGAAGGGUGUCUGUGAAACCGGACUCCGGACAUGGGGAGAACAGCGGAAAUUUAGACAGGCGGACGAAACUACCGCCUGUGACCGGCUCCAUAUCCCUCUGAGGCUGCUGUGUGGUGGGCUGCUUUUCACCUGCAAUGCUGUGAUGUGGACCUUCCUUGCCAAAGCGCUCAGGUAUUCCUCGUCCUCCACCCGAACCACUGUGACCACCACUGCCUCCAACUUCAUAUCUUCCGCUUUCCUGGGCCAGCUGAUCUUUGGGGAAGCCCAGAUAACAUUGUGGUGGGUUGGGAUCUCUCUGACCUUGUCCGGUUUGUUGGUAAUUCAGAGGGUUUCGCCGCAGGAUGGACAACAGAACACAGUUGCCAAAAAAGAUGAAUAAUAUGUCCUGUCUCUACUAGCUGUGGCUUGUGGUCUGUUAUGGCACACAUCUCUGACUUUAUUAGAGCCAAAGAGCAGCAAAAUUUGAAAACAGCAGCUGUAUUUAAAGUGUUUUAUUCUUUAACUGGGACACGUGCUAAAUUAAUGAUAAGUUACUGCUCAACUUGUUUAAGUCAAGUGGAAACAGUUGUUGUCUUACAGUCAAAUAACAAAAUUCCAUUUUAACUAUUUAGCCUGAAGUGAAAUUUGUGAUUCACUUUCUCAAAAAGGAAAUCGUUUACUUGAAAUUUAUAUCUGUUUUACAGGUUGCAGUUUGUGGCCUUGCGGGAUACAAAACCCUGCUGGUGCAGCCUCGUUUAGCCCUUUCCUAAAAUCAGAGAUCUUGGCUUUCGGCCAGUCCAACCAGAGCACAGCCAAGGGCUAGCUAGUAGAGACAGAAUAGUGGAUGGCUGAGUCCAGCUUCCCAGAAGCUCUAAAAUCAUCUCUGUCCACAGGCUUUACAAAGGAGCAAAAAUUAUACUAGCUUUACAUUACUUUUUGGAAAGUCAACAAUAGCACAACAACUUCUGAGCUAACUGAAAAGAUAUAAAGAAAGCUAAAUAAAUAAUUGUUUUGGGAAAUGCAUCUAUUUGCUUUCUUAUUGAGCAUUACAUGAGAAGAUUGAUACCACUCAUAUGUCUGUAGAGACAAUGCAGUGUGAAGCCUGGAAAGACUGGAAAUCAGAGGGUAGUUAGGCUGGCUCUGUGGGAAGAUAACCAAAUCAGCUUGUAAGUACAACUUAUUUCAAUAAGUAAUGCACUAUAUCAUGUUUGUUUAAUAUAUUCAUGAACAGAAAUGAAAAAAAUUACUUUUUUUUUUGUCUUUGUAGAGGAAUAUGUGUGGGACUAUUUUCUGGCUGGGCGUAGUGACUUCCCUUAGUUUCUACCAGUUUUCUUGAGGAAAUCUGUUAAAGGAAGCAAUUAAAACCACAAGGUGUUGGUUUGACUUCUUGGUUUAUGAGACAACACUAAUUGGGAUUUCUUAGGUUAAUGCUACAGUCACACUAGGGAAAAAAGUGGUUGGAGACUACAGCAUGACCAAAAUUAUUGCAUUAUUGUUUGCAGUGAACUCGUGAUCUAGUUGCCUUUGAAAUGGUUGCUUCAAAGACAGGACCAGGUCUGUGAUCAUUUGCAGUCAGCUCCCACAUUCAAAGCAACUUUGGUGCAUCAAGACAGCGAUAAAAUUUCAAUAAGACACUCAGUCUGCUAUCAGUUUGUGAUUGAAUCGGUUGCCAGUAGCAUGCACAGAAAUUCACCUUAACUACUUACAUCCAGCCAGAGUUUCAUAGAUUUAAAACAGAAAUUCCUCCACAAAUAGUGACAGUUGCUACAAGAUGGCAGUGUAACUGGAAUAGACAUAGGUGCUCAGCAACCUGGCUUUUAUAUAGGAAUAUAAUCAGAAAAC